UGGAGGCACCGGGGUAUCAGCAGCGAAGGGGCACCGGGGACACCAGCACCGGGGAUACCAGCACUGACGGGACACCGGGGAUGGAGGCACCUGGGAUAACGGCAUCAAAGGGAAACCAGGGAUGGGAGCACCGGGGAAUGCCAGCAGCGGGGUUACCGGCACCGGGGAUACCGGUACCGAGAGGGCACCGGGGAGACGGGCACCGGGAAUGACGGGCACCGGGAAUAGCGGCCCCGGCCCCUUGUUGCCGCCCCUGCCCGUCCCGGUUCCGACACUGGGGCCUCCCUCCCCCCCGCCCCCCCCCGCCGGCGGCGGCCCCAGGAGCCCCCCGGGGGGGGGGAGGGGCGGGGGGCGCCCGUGCUAUUUUUAGCCGGGGCCGCGCGGGUAUUUUUAGCGCGGGCGCCGCGGUUGCGUCAAUGGAACCCCGCGUGCGUCACGGCCGCGCCCCCGCCGGAACCGCCCCCCCCCGCGCCUUCUACGGCGCCUCCGUGCGUCACGGGCCCGCGCGCCGCCCCGCGCGUCACCGAGCGCUUAAGAGAAAGUAGUGGCGGGGCCGGAGCCCGGCGGAGCCCGCGAGCGGCGGCGGAACGGGAACCGGAGCAUCGCCGCGCCGGCACCCGGAGAUGCCCUGCAUCCAGGCGCAGUACGGCACGGCGGGCGCCGGCCCCUGCGAGCGCUGCUCGCCCGAGCUGCUCAACCCCGAAGGCGGCCGCUUCCCCAUGGAGGUGGCCGGAGCGGACUUGGCGGCCGCCCCCUCCUUGCCCAGCUUCAGCACCUUCAUGGAGGGCUACGCUGGCGAGUUCGACGCCUUCCUCUACCAGCUGCCGGCCGGCAGCCAGCCCACCGCCACCUUCAAGCUGGAGGAUUUCCAGGUGUACGGCUGCUACCCCGGCGCCUUCGGCGGGCAGCUGGAUGAGACCCUCUCCUCCAGCGGCUCGGACUGUUACGGCAGCCCCUGCUCCGUCCCCUCGCCCGCCACGCCGGGCUUCCAGCCGCCCCAGGCUCCGGGCUGGGAGGGCUCUUUUGGGGCGUACUCACCCCCGCCGAACUACGAGGGCGGGCGGCCCUGGGCUGAGCCAGCUAAGGGCGGUGGGGCUCAGCCCCCCUUCUUCGCCUUCGGCCCCCCAGCACACAGCCCCGGCGCGUCCCCCGGGACCCUGAAGGGACAGCCAGGCCCCUCGCCCCGCCUGGACCCGCGGCUGCUGGACACGGACGCCUUUGCCCUGGCCCAGGGCUCCCCCGGGGGCUUUGCCGGGCUGCCCCUGGCCCCCACCUCGCCGCUGCUGGAGGGGCCGGCGCUGACCCCCGCCAAGGCGCGCAGCCCCGGGGUGGGCGAGGGCCGCUGCGCUGUCUGUGGGGACAACGCUUCCUGCCAGCACUACGGCGUGCGCACCUGCGAGGGCUGCAAGGGCUUCUUCAAGCGCACGGUGCAGAAGAACGCCAAGUACAUCUGCCUGGCCAACAAGGACUGCCCCGUGGACAAGCGGCGGAGGAACCGCUGCCAGUUCUGCCGCUUCCAGAAGUGCCUGGCCGUCGGCAUGGUCAAAGAAGUGGUCCGGACCGACAGCCUGAAGGGGCGGCGGGGCCGGCUGCCCUCCAAGCCCAAGCAGCCGCCGGACACGUCCCCCGUCAGCCUCAUCACCUCCCUGGUGCGAGCGCACAUCGACUCCAUUCCCAGCGCCACCAAGCUCGACUACUCCAAGUUCCAGGAGUCGGCGCCGUGCCAGUUUGAGAAGGAGGACUCGGUGGACGUGCAGCAGUUUUACGACCUGCUCACCGGCUCCAUGGACGUCAUCCGCAAGUGGGCUGAGAAAAUCCAGGGCUUCGCCGAGCUGCCCAAGGAGGACCAGGACCUGCUGCUGGAGUCGGCCUUCCUCGAGCUUUUCAUCCUGCGCCUGGCAUACCGCUCCAAGCCGGAGGAAGGGAAACUCAUCUUUUGCAAUGGGGUGGUGCUGCACCGCUUGCAGUGCGUGCGGGGCUUUGGCGAGUGGAUCGACGCCAUCCUCGAGUUCUCCCAGAGCCUGCACCGCAUGAGCGUCGACGUCCCCUCCUUCUCCUGCCUCGCCGCCCUCGUCAUCAUCACAGACCGCCACGGGCUGAAGGAGCCCAAGCGGGUGGAGGAGCUGCAGAACCGCAUCGUGGGCUGCCUGAAGGACCAUGUGGCAGCGGCGGGGGCCGAGCCGGGCCGCCCCGGCUGCCUCUCCAAGCUGCUGGGCAAACUGCCCGAGCUGCGCAGCCUCUGCACCCAGGGCCUCCAGCGCAUCUUCUACCUGAAGCUGGAGGACCUGGUGCCGCCCCCCCCCAUCGUCGACAAGAUCUUCAUGGACACGCUGCCCUUCUGAGCAUCCCCCCCUUGGAGGCGGGGGGGGGGGGGGGGGGCAGGGCUGCCACCACCCCUGGGGACGCCUUGAAUCACCCCUCCUCCUCUCGCCGGGAUGCCUCGGUCCCCUUGGGGACACCCGGGUCCCCCUCCCCCACGUGCCUUCACGGCACCGGGCACAGCAGCCUCGGUGCCAUUUCCCCCUGGGGGGGGCCGUCGCCGGCGCGAUGCUCCCCUUCUCCCCUGUAAAAAUGCCCCCGUUGUAAAUAGCGAGCGGCCAGGUCCUGUACAGAGUGGGGAGCGUGGGGGCAGGAGGGGGGGCUCCGUGCCCCCCAGCCUCCUCCUCCCCCUUCCCUUUAUAUUAUUAUUUUUUUUUUCCCUCUUUUGGCCAUUUUCUGUAUAUAAACUUGUACGUACACUCAGAGCUGUUGAAA
This is a messenger RNA of Tyto alba (common barn owl), 2754 nucleotides long. RefSeq names its product nuclear receptor subfamily 4 group A member 1 (gene NR4A1). Gene Ontology annotation, molecular function: zinc ion binding; nuclear glucocorticoid receptor binding; RNA polymerase II cis-regulatory region sequence-specific DNA binding. Lineage: Eukaryota; Metazoa; Chordata; Aves; Strigiformes; Tytonidae. The record is from RefSeq and is a predicted model, not a curated record. Bases 624 to 2342 code for a protein of 572 amino acids. Gene Ontology annotation, biological process: regulation of transcription by RNA polymerase II; cellular response to corticotropin-releasing hormone stimulus. The transcript has 7 exons. Gene Ontology annotation, cellular component: nucleus; transcription regulator complex.